This is a messenger RNA of Lipotes vexillifer (Yangtze River dolphin), 3386 nucleotides long. RefSeq names its product NADH:ubiquinone oxidoreductase core subunit S1 (gene NDUFS1). Gene Ontology annotation, biological process: ATP synthesis coupled electron transport. The transcript is spliced from 19 exons. Gene Ontology annotation, cellular component: membrane. Bases 198 to 2381 code for a protein of 727 amino acids. Gene Ontology annotation, molecular function: NADH dehydrogenase (ubiquinone) activity; iron-sulfur cluster binding. The record is from RefSeq and is a predicted model, not a curated record. Lineage: Eukaryota; Metazoa; Chordata; Mammalia; Artiodactyla; Lipotidae.
GGAAGUUGCCGAGCUCAAUCUAAACGAGAAAUUGUCGAAUUGUGAUUUCUAGUCCCUCCCGCCUUUCCGUUCUUCCAGGCCCGGCUGACUGAGAUGCCCGAGGCCGCCAUAUUGAAUAAGAAACCCGGCCUCUGAAGGAGUCGGCGGGUUGUAGACAAUUCUGCAGGGCAGCCUCGGCGGUUCCAGGGAGAAGCAAUAUGUUAAGGAUACCUGUAAGAAGGGCCUUAGUGAGCCUUUCUAAGUCUCCUAAAGGAUGUGUUCGAACAACUGCCACAGCAGCAAGCAACUUGAUUGAAGUAUUUGUUGAUGGUCAGUCUGUCAUGGUGGAACCAGGAACUACCAUCCUCCAAGCUUGUGAGAAGGUUGGCAUGCAGAUCCCUCGAUUCUGUUAUCAUGAAAGGUUGUCUGUUGCUGGAAACUGCAGGAUGUGCCUUGUUGAAAUUGAGAAAGCUCCUAAGGUUGUAGCUGCUUGUGCCAUGCCAGUAAUGAAAGGUUGGAAUAUCCUGACAAACUCAGAGAAAACUAAGAAAGCCAGGGAAGGUGUGAUGGAGUUCCUACUAGCAAAUCACCCAUUGGAUUGUCCUAUUUGUGACCAGGGAGGUGAAUGUGAUCUGCAGGACCAGUCCAUGAUGUUUGGAAGUGAUAGGAGCCGGUUUUUAGAGGGGAAACGUGCUGUGGAGGACAAGAACAUUGGGCCAUUGAUAAAAACCAUUAUGACUAGAUGUAUACAGUGUACUCGAUGCAUCAGAUUUGCAAGUGAGAUUGCAGGAGUAGAUGAUCUGGGAACAACAGGCAGAGGAAAUGAUAUGCAAGUUGGCACAUACAUUGAAAAGAUGUUCAUGUCUGAACUUUCUGGGAAUAUCAUUGACAUCUGCCCUGUAGGUGCCCUGACCUCUAAGCCCUAUGCCUUUACUGCUCGGCCUUGGGAAACAAGAAAGACAGAAUCCAUUGAUGUAAUGGAUGCAGUUGGAAGUAAUAUUGUGGUCAGCACAAGAACUGGAGAGGUAAUGAGAAUUUUGCCAAGGAUGCAUGAGGACAUCAAUGAAGAGUGGAUCUCUGAUAAAACCAGAUUUGCCUAUGAUGGGCUAAAACGUCAAAGACUUACCGAGCCGAUGGUCAGAAGUGAAAAGGGGCUUUUAACAUACACCACCUGGGAGGACGCACUCUCUCGUGUAGCUGGAAUGUUGCAGAGUUUUCAAGGCAACGAUGUGGCAGCAAUUGCAGGUGGCUUGGUGGAUGCUGAAGCCCUAGUAUCUCUCAAAGAUUUACUUAAUAGAGUGGACUCUGACACCCUAUGCACUGAAGAGGUCUUCCCUACCACAGGAGCUGGCACAGAUCUACGUUCCAAUUAUCUUCUUAAUACUACAAUUGCCGGUGUGGAAGAGACAGAUGUUGUCCUUCUGGUUGGUACAAAUCCACGUUUUGAGGCACCACUAUUUAAUGCUAGAAUUCGAAAGAGUUGGCUUCACAAUGACUUAAAAGUGGCCCUUAUAGGCAGCCCUGUUGAUCUCACUUACAGCUACGACCAUCUGGGAGAUUCUCCCAAAAUUCUUCAAGACAUUGCUUCGGGCAGCCAUCCUUUCAGCCAGGUCCUAAAGGAAGCUAAAAAACCAAUGGUGGUUUUAGGCAGUUCUGCACUCCAAAGAAAUGAUGGGGCAGCAAUUCUUGCAGCUGUUUCCAACAUUGCUCAAAAGAUUCGGAUGAGUAGUGGUGUUACUGGUGAUUGGAAAGUUAUGAAUAUCCUUCAUAGGAUUGCAAGCCAAGUAGCUGCUUUGGACCUUGGCUAUAAACCUGGGGUGGAAGCAAUUCGGAAGAACCCUCCCAAAGUGCUGUUUCUCCUGGGAGCAGAUGGAGGUUGUAUUACUCGACAGGAUUUGCCAAAGGAUUGUUUCAUUAUUUAUCAAGGACAUCAUGGUGAUGUUGGAGCUCCUAUAGCGGAUGUUAUUCUCCCCGGCGCUGCUUACACAGAGAAGUCUGCUACUUAUGUCAAUACUGAGGGCCGAGCUCAGCAGACUAAAGUAGCAGUGACACCUCCUGGCUUGGCAAGAGAAGACUGGAAAAUUAUAAGAGCCCUUUCUGAAAUUGCAGGUAUGACUCUUCCAUAUGAUACUUUGGAUCAAGUAAGGAACAGAUUGGAAGAAGUCUCUCCUAAUCUUGUUCGAUAUGAUGAUGUCGAAGGAGCUAAUUAUUUCCAGCAAGCAAAUGAGCUUUCCAAGCUAGUGAACCAACACCUUCUUGCUGAUCCACUUGUUCCACCUCAGCUAACAAUAAAAGACUUCUACAUGACAGAUUCAAUUAGCAGAGCCUCACAGACAAUGGCUAAAUGUGUCAAAGCUGUCACAGAGGGUGCCCAUGCAGUAGAGGAACCAUCCAUAUGCUGAAACAUCUACUAGCAUCCAGUUAGUUAGACAGUUACGUUGGCAUGAUCUCUUAGAGGUGUAUCUCUCUAAAAAAUAAUCUAAAUGAUGUAAUAUUUAAGGUUCUACCAUGCUUUGUUUGAAAACGAUAUUGCAAUUAUCAAAGAACUUUGAGGUUUCCAAACAUUUAUGUAUUGCAUGUAAACGUUAAAUAGUUUAAUAAACAUGUAUAGAUGCCCUUUCAUGUAAAAGCACUGAUAAUCUUUGUGACAUAAAAAAGAAAAUCCUUAAAAUAUGAAUUUUUGUUUAUCUUCAUUGAUCACUUAUGUUUGUAAAAUGGAUGAAAUAAUAGCUCCAUUAGGACCUAUUUUUUUCUAGUGCUAAAGAAAAGAUUUAAGUAUUCUGUGAAGCUGGGUAAAUAGAAAAUAUAUAUAAUAUCAUACAUCAGAUGUAUAUCUUGGACAGCACUAAUAAUAAUCAUAAUAAUGAAGGCUAAUGAUUAUUCAGGAUUUUCUACUAAGCACUCUGGUUUUACAUACAUUAUAUUGUUUUGUCCUUUUACAUCCCUGUGAGACAGUAUUAUCUCAUUUUACAGGUGAAGAAACUAAAGCCCGUGGGUAUUGGGUAGCUUGCCCAAGGCCACAGCAAAAGAGUCAUAGAAUCAAGCCUGGUUCUCUGACUUCAAAGCCCAUUGUUCUUAACUGCUGCACAUAAUUUCCUCCCAUUAGUACAGAUUCCAUAGGUUGUUACGUCUAAGAAUCAGUAUUGAGAAGCUUAAUGGAUAACACAUUUUUCUGUUUUCUCUUGUAUCUGUUUAUAUAAUGUCAUGGUGAUUUAUGGGAUAUUUUUCUUUGUAUAAUAGAUUGCACACACAUACACCCUUGGAAUGAGGGAGGUUUCAAGAGAUAUAAUUUAGGUCCUCAUUGAUGUUCCGUAUUUAUUAUAUUAACACCAUCUGUAGUAUUAAGUCAACUAAAUUAUUCCAGUAAUAAAAGACAAAACUAACAGCUCUCAUAAUUUUCAGUUGUC